AUUGGAAAUGAUUUUUAGUCUAGCUCCGACAGGCAAACGAUUACCGUGAAAUGUAGCGUUUAGUUUGUUUAUUUAUUUUAUUUAUUUAUUUAUUUAUUUAUUUAUUUUUUCGUAUCACGGAGCACUACCGAAAUUUGAGUUUUUAUUUUUCAAUUACGGAGUGAAUACGGUUUCCUGUAAAAUUCUACGUCGGUUAUUCCUUUCGAAGAUUUAAUUUUCUUUUCGUAUACCUAUACAAGUCGAGUCAGAAAAAUGGUCUUAGAAAUGCAGAACAACGUUAAUGAUGCCUCAAAUGUCAACUUAUUGUCGAAUACCGUUGGUUCUAGGGGCAGUUCGGUCAAGAUCACCAUUACACCAUGUCAACCGAAAACGUUGACCCAUCUGCCGAAAAGGCCCCCGGUCGAUAUUGCCUUCUCAGAUCUCAAAUACACGGUCGCAGAAGGACGCAAAGAACGACAAAAAACAAUCUUGAAGUCUGUAAGCGGUCGUUUACGUUCCGGCGAAUUGACCGCUAUUAUGGGUCCUUCCGGAGCUGGAAAAUCCACCUUGUUGAAUAUUCUUACUGGAUACAAAACCUCCGGCAUGGAAGGAUCUAUCACGAUUAACGGAUUCGAAAGAAAUUUGAGCCAUUUCAGAAAAUUAUCAUGCUAUAUCAUGCAAGAUAAUCAAUUACAUGGAAACUUGACCGUUGAAGAAGCCAUGAAAGUUGCCACAUCUCUUAAGCUUAGUUCAAAUUUGUCUAAAACACAUAAAGAAGAAGUUAUUCAAGAGAUAUUGGAAACUUUGGGGCUACAAGAUCAUAAAAAAACGCUGACUAGUAAUCUGUCUGGAGGUCAGAAAAAACGUUUAUCGAUUGCUUUGGAGCUAGUAAAUAAUCCUCCUAUUAUGUUCUUCGAUGAGCCAACUAGCGGUUUAGAUAGCUCAUCGUGUUUUCAAUGUAUCUCAUUACUGAAAUCUCUUAGCUGCGGCGGACGUACCAUUAUCUGUACGAUUCACCAGCCUAGUGCUCGUUUAUUCGAAAUGUUCGAUCAUUUAUACACCUUAGCUGAAGGGCAAUGCGUGUAUCAAGGCUCGAUCCAACAAUUGGUACCAUUUUUGGGUACUUUAGGUCUAAAAUGUCCGAGUUACCAUAAUCCAGCUUCAUUUUUAAUCGAAGUGGCGUGCGGAGAAUACGGUGAUAAUGUGAAGACAUUAGUUACUGCUAUUGGAAAUGGCAAAUACGACGUUCAAAAUGGUAAGCCAUUCCCGAACCAAGAACCUAACACAGAAGCAUUAAAUAAUCAAAAUGUCAACGACACUCCGAAAAAUGGGGAACUGAUGAAAUAUAAUAAUGACAAAGCUAAUGAAAAAGACAUCUCAAUCCUCAUCGAUUCUACAGGAAAUGGCGACACCAAAAAAGAAAACAAAGUAAACGAUAAAAUAAUCAAAAAAGAACAGAAAGAAUUUGAAAAACAACAGAAGAAAGAACAAAAACAAAAAGACAAAGCUGAUCAAUCGUUACUUAAAACACAAUCGGGUGUUAAACGAAGAUACGCUAUAUCUGAAUUUACCCAGAUGUGGAUUGUUUUGAAAAGAGCUUUACUGUUCAGUCGUCGUGACUGGACGCUUAUGUACUUACGAUUAUUUGCUCACAUUUUAGUCGGAUUUUUAAUCGGAGCUCUUUACUACGAUAUUGGUAACGAUGGUGCAAAGGUUCUCAGUAACUUAGGAUUCCUGUUUUUCAAUAUGUUAUUUUUAAUGUACACCUCCAUGACAAUUACGAUUUUAUCUUUUCCCUUGGAAAUGCCAGUCUUGGUAAAAGAACAUUUCAACAGAUGGUACUCAUUAAGAGCUUACUAUUUGGCUAUCACCAUUUCUGAUAUACCGUUCCAAACUAUAUUUUGCGUGAUGUACGCAAGUAUCGUAUAUUGGUUGACUUCUCAACCGAUGGAAAUGUUCAGAUUUGGUAUGUUCAUAUCAACUUGUUUACUUAUAUCAUUCGUCGCUCAAAGCGUUGGUUUGGUGGUUGGAGCUGCCAUGAACGUACAAAAUGGAGUGUUUUUGGCACCAGUUAUGUCUGUUCCCUUCUUACUUUUCUCUGGAUUCUUCGUCAGUUUUGAUGCAAUUCCAGUGUAUCUGCGAUGGAUAACAUAUCUCAGUUACAUUAGAUACGGUUUUGAGGGUACCGCGAUCGCUACCUACGGAUAUAAUAGAACAAAACUGAAUUGCUUCCAGGAAUAUUGCCAUUUCCGUAAUCCGACGACCACAUUGAAAGAAUUAGACAUGGUUGACGCGAAAUUCGAAUUAGACAUCAUCGCCCUGAUAAUCAUUUUCUUAGUACUGCGAAUUGCAGCUUUCAUCUUCCUCAGAUGGAAACUGAUCUCUGUACGAUGAAGAUCAACAUUAUUUUAAGAUCUCAUUCAUAACUUCACGAAGUGAUAUGUACCUAUUGUAUAUUUUUUAGUUUCUCGUUUUGGUAUUGUUUUAACCUUUGCCUUGAGGUUUAUUUAUUUAUUCAUUUUUUAAAAAUAUUUAUGUGUGUUUGUGGAAAAAUUUUUAUAUUUGUUAUGAUCGAAAACUUUUCCUACGUUUCAUGUGUGUCGUAUUAGUACACUCCAAUCAUUGCAAUGAAUUUUUACGACAAAUACAAGGAAUACUUUUAUGGUUACCGCGGAAUAAAUUUCGUUUUCUUAA
Molecule: messenger RNA, 2673 nt
Organism: Planococcus citri (citrus mealybug)
Lineage: Eukaryota; Metazoa; Arthropoda; Insecta; Hemiptera; Pseudococcidae
Product: ATP-binding cassette subfamily G member 4-like
Exons: 13
Coding region: 253-2373 (706 amino acids)
Biological process (GO): transmembrane transport
Cellular component (GO): membrane
Molecular function (GO): ATP binding; ABC-type transporter activity; ATP hydrolysis activity
Source: RefSeq, a predicted model, not a curated record